Messenger RNA from Cucumis melo (muskmelon), 1289 nucleotides. RefSeq lists its product as uncharacterized. The transcript has a single exon. NCBI's taxonomy places the organism in Eukaryota, Viridiplantae, Streptophyta, Magnoliopsida, Cucurbitales, Cucurbitaceae. The record is from RefSeq and is a predicted model, not a curated record. The coding region runs from base 130 to 1113 and encodes 327 amino acids.
AAAAAAAAAAAGGAAAGAAAAAAGUCAAAGCUCAAACCGAUUGGAAAGAAAGAACGAAGAACUCUCCAUCUCCACUUCUCUACGAAUUCAUAUCAACUGCAAAACAGACAGCCGGCAAGAGAUCCAACUAUGGGGUUCUUCACCCUGUCCGUCGCCGGCGGUGGUUUUCUUCUCAUCGGCGCCUGGGAGGCACUCUCUUCCUUGAAUUCCAUUGCCAAUUCAAAUCCAGACGCAUCUUCCUCUUCUCUCAACACCGUCCAAACCCCAUCUCAAUCUCCACACUCAACCGCCAAAACCGCCCCUUCUUCAUCCUCUCUCUCCUUCAUCUUCGCCUUUCUUCUCUCAUUUCUCGUCAUCUUAAACUCCCUCGUUUCAUUUUUUGACGCUGUCAAUUCCAGCGACCGAGUCGGUUCCACCCUCCAGUUACCAGUUCUGGCCAUUGCUUCUCUCUUCUUGCUCUAUUCCAUACUCGGUCUUUUGGUCAAUCUCAAGGCUUCACUUCACCUUCCCUCCACAAUCCUUAGUUUAAUUGCGCUAUUCGCUUUUGUGGAAGAGUUUUUGUUGUUCUACCUCCAGAGGAAAGACACUAGUGGAAUCGAGAAUCGGUAUUUUGAUCUCUUGCUUGUUCCCAUUACGAUUUGUGUUAUCUCUACAAUGUUCGAAUUGAAAUCCCCCAAAUUGAGUUCUCCCAAAAUUGUUCGUGGGGUUGGGUUGAUUCUGCAGGGGACUUGGUUUUUACAAAUGGGGUUGUCUUUUUGCACCAAUUUGAUAACUGAUGGGUGCUCUCUGCACGAAAAGAGCAGAGGAAAUUACACUAUAAAAUGCAAGGGACACCCUGAAUAUCACAGAGCCAGAGCGAUUGCUACGCUUCAGUUCAAUUGCCAUCUUGCCCUUCUAGUGGUUUUGGUGAUUGGUGUAUAUUCAAUCAUCAUUCACAGAAAUGGAGGCGCCGGUGAUUUUUUGCAUUACCGCCCGAUUGGGGCGGAGAUGCAGCCAUUUGGGUUUCAGGGUCAGUUCACUUUGGAUUCUGAUGAUGAUCUUGGUGAAGAGAGCAACUUGGGGAAGACAAAGCAAGCGGUGAUCAAUGUGAAUGGUCACGAUGCUCAUCAAUGAGGUAAAUUCCAUCGGAAAUCGAACAGGGAAUGUAAACUUACGUUUAUAAUUGUUUGAAUAUGGUUAGUUUAGACUGCAGAUGUUGUGAUUAACUUGUAUUGAUAUGCCCUCUCAGCGGCACUGAUUUGGUUUUUGUUUUAUAUUGACCAAGAAAUAGAAAGAAGUUUUGCUGAUCC